Molecule: messenger RNA, 2164 nt
Organism: Alosa sapidissima (American shad)
Lineage: Eukaryota; Metazoa; Chordata; Actinopteri; Clupeiformes; Clupeidae
Gene: mettl14
Product: methyltransferase 14, N6-adenosine-methyltransferase subun
Exons: 12
Coding region: 258-1658 (466 amino acids)
Cellular component (GO): nucleus; RNA N6-methyladenosine methyltransferase complex
Molecular function (GO): mRNA binding
Source: RefSeq, a predicted model, not a curated record
UUCGGAACAAAAUAGUUAUGAAAGUGCCCUUACUAAUCCGCAAGAAAAUUGAACAAAAAAACUCGUCCAUACAUAGAGAACUGCACUACUUGUCGAUAGAACACAACAUUUUCAAAGACGAAAAAUACAUUUUGAAGGGACUUUUAUUCUGGCUACCGGAAGUUGUGUCGAAGUGACUAGCGCGACUUUAUGGUCUAUACAGAGGAACUGAAUGACACCGAACUUGAUAAGUUGUUGAGAAUAGCCAAUUUUUCAGAAUGAACAGUCGACUUCAAGAAAUUAGAGAGAGACAGAAGCUGAGGCGGCAGCUUUUGGCACAACAGCUUGGAGCUGAGAGUGCAGACAGUAUUGGUGCUGUGCUCAAUAGUAAAGAUGAACAAAAGGAGAUUGAGGAGACGAGAGAGAUUUGCAGGGUAUCUUUGGACACAUUGGUUCCAGUCACCAAGCGGAAGUGCCAGAUGGAGGGAGAAGAUGUUGAAGAUGAUGUAGUGGAGCACCGGAAAGGGAAAACUCCUGGUCUUGACGGAAUUCCUGUGGAGGAUGAGAUGGAACCUCCGCAGCCAGAUGUGAACAGUCCAUAUGAAGAAGUUUACAAAGACUCAAGCACCUUCCUUAAGGGAACACAAAGCCUAAAUCCUCAUAAUGAUUAUUGCCAGCAUUUUGUGGACACAGGGUAUCGUCCACAGAACUUCAUCAGAGAUGUUGGUCUAGCAGACCGCUUUGAAGAGUAUCCCAAACUCCGAGAGCUGAUCCGACUUAAAGAUGAACUCAUUGCCUCCACUAAUACACCACCCAUGUAUUUGCAGGCAGAUCUGGAUGUUUUUGACCUUAGAGAUUUGAAGUGCAAGUUUGAUGUGAUCCUCCUGGAGCCACCCCUAGAGGAGUACUACAGGGAGUCAGGUAUCAUCGCUAGUGAACGCUUUUGGACUUGGGAUGAUAUUAUGAAGCUGGAAAUUGAAGAGAUAUCUGCUCUCAGGUCAUUUGUUUUUCUAUGGUGUGGUUCAGGAGAAGGCUUGGACUUGGGCAGAAUGUGCCUGCGCAAAUGGGGAUUUCGAAGAUGUGAAGAUAUUUGUUGGAUCAAGACCAAUAAGAACAAUCCUGGGAAGACAAAAACUCUGGACCCAAAGGCUGUUUUCCAAAGAACAAAGGAGCAUUGUCUGAUGGGUAUUAAAGGUACAGUGCGGCGCAGCACAGAUGGUGACUUCAUCCAUGCAAAUGUGGACAUUGACCUGAUCAUUACUGAAGAGCCAGAGAUUGGCAACAUUGAGAAACCAGUUGAGAUUUUCCACAUCAUUGAGCACUUCUGCCUUGGACGUCGAAGGCUGCACCUGUUUGGUCGUGACAGUACCAUAAGGCCAGGAUGGCUAACUGUUGGUCCCACUCUGACAAAUAGUAACUUUAAUGCAGAGGCUUAUGAGGAGUUCUUCCAGCUCUCCCACCUUUCUGGCUGCACAGAAGACAUUGAGAGGCUUCGUCCCAAGUCUCCACCUCCCAAAACCAAGGCUGAGAGAGGUGGGGGAGCUCAAAGGGGAGGCAGGGGUGGGCCAGCAGCUGUUAGAGGUGAUCGCGGUCGGGAGCGCAAUCGACCCAACUUCCGUGGGGAGAGAGGUGGCUUUAGAGGGCGUGGAGCACCCCACAGAGGAUUUCCCCCACGCUAAAGGGACUGCAGUAUCAAUCCUUGAACACCAGUACAAAAAUAAAUUUGAAAAGUCACAGGAUGCUGAGACUUCCUUUGUAUAGUUAGUGCUGAUGUAAAUGCCAAACCUGAUUUUUUUUUUUUUUUUUUAAAUUACUUUGCAUUUUGUAGGCUAGAAUUAGAAUGCUGAACACUCUAAAUAUGUUUUUUUUUUUUUUUAUUAUUAUUAUUUUAUUUUUUUAAAAUAAAGUCAUAAUUUCGUUGACAGAUAUAAUGUGGUAGGACAUAGUCUUUAAAUUGGUGUGGAGCAGGACCUUUUUUAUUUUACAUAGACACUUUGAAACUCAGUAUACAGUAUAGAUGCAGAUAUCUUUGUUUUUCCUAGAACUGUGUGUAUUAUAUACCUACAUACAAAUUAAAUUGCUGUACUGUCGUGUCUCAAGAGAAAUUUAUGCUGUUUUGACUUUUCAUAAAUUUAAGAUACAAGAAGAAAGUGUUAUUGUGCAUUAAAUUGACAUGCAAUGUAAA